Lactuca virosa is the source of this 615-nucleotide messenger RNA. NCBI's taxonomy places the organism in Eukaryota, Viridiplantae, Streptophyta, Magnoliopsida, Asterales, Asteraceae. The record is from the annotation of a GenBank genome assembly.
UAGCAAAAUAUUUUUUUCCUUGUUAUAAAUGCUAGAGAAUACUCUUGUUUGAAGACACAAAGAGGCAUGGCUGCCAUUAGAGAAGGAGAAAAUGAUGGUAUGGGCGUAAGUUUGAAGGAUUUGUCUAAGAAACUAGAAGAUUUUGCAAAGGCUAGAGACUGGGAAAAAUAUCACACCCCCAGAAAUUUACUCCUUGCCAUGGUGGGUGAAGUGGGGGAGUUAUCAGAGAUAUUUCAAUGGAAGGGAGAGGUCGAAAAAGGGUUGGAAAGCUGGGAGGAAUCAGAGAAAGAGCAUCUGGGAGAGGAACUAUCAGAUGUACUCUUAUACCUUAUCAGAUUGGCCGAUAUAUGUGGUAUUGAUCUUGGCCAUGCUGCCCUCAACAAAAUCCUCAAGAACGCUAUCAAAUAUCCUCCCAUUUCCCUUUAGUAAUCUCAAAUCAAGAUUACAGAUUCCCUUUUUAAUCUCCAAGGAACAAUCGUCAUGAUCCACGAGCCUCAUAAUCAACUUUAACCGAAUACUAAUACACAUACCGUUUUUUUACUUCUGUUUUUGAUCCACAUUAGGAAUCUAUUUCAUCAAUAAAACAACACAAUUGCUUUCUCGUACACUGCCUCC